GCCCAGAGCCUUUCUGGGGCCUGGGGGAUCCUCUUGCACUGGUGGGUGGAGAAAAGUGCCUGCAGCCAACCAGGGUCAGGCUAUGCUCACAGUUUCCUCUGGCGGCAUGUAAAGGCUCCACAAAGGAGUUGGGAGUUCAAAUGAGGCUGCUGCAGUCGGCCUGAUGAUGGACCCCGAGCCCUGAGUGGUGCUGCCUGAGCCCCCGACCUGCAGAGGAUGGCACUGAGGUGGCUGCCUCCCCUGCUCUGAGCAAAAGCAGGUUGCAAUCAGCCCGGCAGCACCCAGGCCAGCCCCCACCUCGUCCCCAAAGAGCAGGCUGCAGUCAGAGCCGGCAGAGGCCAGUGAGGCAGUGCUGCUGGGCAGCCAGUACGGCCUGCAACUCGGGUCUCCUCCUGGGGUCCAUGGACAGGCUGCCCUGCUGACGGCCACCGUGAAGCAUGUGAGGAGCUGCCCUGGGAGCCAAGCAGGAGCAAGAGGCUUUCAUAGAUUCCAUCUGCAAAAAGUAACUACCGCAUUGCAAGGACCAUGCGGCCACUGUGCAUGGCGUGCUGGUGGCUGGGACUGCUGGCCACACUGGGAGCUGCUGCAGGCCCAGAGGAUGGCUUUGAGGGCACUGAGGAGGCCUCACAGAGUGAGUUCAUUUACCUCAACAGGUACAAGCGGGCAGGUGAGUCCCCGGACAAGUGUACCUACACUUUCAUCGUACCCCAGCAGCGGGUCACCGGCGCCAUCUGUGUCAACUCCAAAGAGCCUGAGGUUCUCCUGGAGAACCGUGUGCACAAACAGGAGCUGGAGCUGCUCAACAAUGAGCUGCUGAAGCAGAAGCGGCAGAUCGAGACGCUGCAACAGCUGGUGGAGGUGGAUGGCGGCAUCGUGAGCGAGGUGAAGCUGCUGCGCAAGGAGAGCCGAAACAUGAACUCGCGUGUCACACAGCUCUACAUGCAGCUCCUGCAUGAGAUCAUCCGAAAGCGGGACAAUGCGCUGGAGCUCUCCCAGCUGGAGAACAGGAUCUUGAACCAGACAGCUGACAUGCUGCAGCUGGCCAGCAAGUACAAAGACCUGGAGCACAAGUACCAGCACCUGGCCACAUUGGCCCAUAAUCAGUCAGAGGUCAUCGCACAGCUUGAGGAGCACUGCCAGCGGGUUCCCGCCGCUAGGCCCAUGCCCCAGCCACCCCCUGUCACCCCACCCCGGGUUUACCAGCCACCCACUUACAACCGUAUCACCAACCAGAUCUCCACCAACGAGAUCCAGAGUGACCAGAAUCUGAAGGUGCUGCCGCCACCUUUGCCCACCAUGCCUGCCCUCACCAGCCUCCCAUCCUCCACAGACAAGCCAUCGGGCCCGUGGAGAGACUGCCUGCAGGCACUGGAGGAUGGCCAUGACACCAGCUCCAUCUACCUGGUGAAGCCCGAGAAUACCAACCGCCUCAUGCAGGUGUGGUGUGACCAGAGACACGACCCUGGGGGCUGGACAGUCAUUCAGAGGCGCCUGGAUGGCUCUGUUAACUUCUUCAGGAACUGGGAGACAUACAAGCAAGGGUUUGGGAACAUUGAUGGUGAAUACUGGCUGGGCCUGGAAAACAUUUACUGGCUGACGAACCAAGGCAACUACAAACUGCUGGUGACCAUGGAAGACUGGUCCGGCCGCAAGGUCUUUGCAGAAUAUGCCAGCUUCCGUGUGGAGCCAGAGAGCGAGUAUUACAAGCUGCGGCUGGGGCGCUACCAUGGCAAUGCAGGCGACUCCUUCACCUGGCACAAUGGCAAGCAGUUCACCACCCUCGACAGAGACCAUGAUGUCUACACAGGAAACUGCGCUCACUACCAGAAGGGAGGCUGGUGGUAUAAUGCCUGUGCCCACUCCAACCUCAACGGGGUCUGGUACCGUGGGGGCCAUUAUCGAAGUCGCUACCAGGAUGGGGUAUACUGGGCUGAAUUCCGAGGAGGAUCUUACUCACUCAAGAAAGUGGUGAUGAUGAUCCGGCCCAACCCUAACACCUUCCACUAAACCUGCUCCCCUCCUGACCUUGCGUGGCCAUCUCCAGGAGCCCACCCCGGCCUUGCAGGCCCAGCACAACGAGCAACUCCUUGCCAGUUCUUCUCGGGGAUGGGAGGACUAGGACCCUGGACUCUGUUUUCCCAAGUCACUGUGCCAGAUAAAGGAACUGAACUCAUACAGUGUUCUCUGUCCCUCCUACUGUUCUUCACACCAGAAAGCCCCUCAUGUUUCUAGAACGGGACAAGACUGGUGACAACUUUGUUUAAAAGAAAAUGAAGUCUCUACAAUAAAAACACAACUGCAGACUAUCCUUAUAAUAUACAGUGUAUGAGCCUCCCCUGUGCACUUAGGUGUAUACCUCACGUGUAUGCACUUAGACACACGUCCCUUGUGAUAUGUCCAGAUACAUACGUGGUUUGCCAUAUAAACCUAUACAUAUUCUGUUCAAUUCUCAGAUGUUGAAGCUGUUGCUAACAGCUUUGCUCUUAGGAAGAAAACAUUUCCUUCAUGCUAUGUGACUUGAGCCUAUGGGCAGAUCACAGGCUGUGUAGCCCCAAUUCACAGACUAAUCCUUGGCCUGGCAUUGGUGUACUUGGAUUCUUCCAGAAGGUUUUACAAGGCUCAUCUCUCACACAGGGGUUCCUUACAGCACCUCAUCAAAUUUCAUAAUCCCCUUUGCUCUUCAUUUAUAUGCCUUCCCCAUUCUCAGGACUCUUCGUCAUCCCUCCACCCAGUUUACAUUCAUCCAGCACCUGUGCCUCUAUCCCUGGCUGCUCACUGUAGUUUGAGGCACCUCUUCUCUUCCUACCUGUGUCUACCUUUUCUGCCACAGAAACUUUCUUUCCAGGCAAGAUUUUUCCACCUCUGAGAAGGAAACAGGUCAGGCUUGGAUUCUGGCUGGAAAGGGGGAGGCCAGACCAAAAGCUACAGCAGUGACCACAUAGAUUACGUAUUUAGUUUUGUAUCUUCCAUUCAUACUUUAGCUUCCACUUCAUUUUAACCUCCACACAAAUAGCAGCCUUCCUUGCCAGAGACACUCAGCUGAAGCAAAGUUAAUGCCAGAGCAUAGGGGCCCCAAGAUGGCUACAGACUAGAGAUCCCACCAAAGGCAAAUCCAAGCCUGUACCUCAUCCAUGAACUACACUUUCUUGGAGGACAGGGCCACACACAGAACUGGCUGCUUCUCAAGAAUUACUGGAUCACUGGGCCUCCAGAUCCCUUGGUUGGUGCUCUGCAUCACAGCAAGCUUCCUAAGUCCUGUUUGGCUCCACAAUGCCAAGAUGACGGCCAGUCCAGGGGCAAGAGAUGAGUCAGGAGGGGGAGACCCUCCAGGUGGGCACAUAGGUCAGGCCUACAAGGUGAGGGACAUUUGGUACUGUCCAUGUCUGGGUGCGAGACUGUUACCUCAGCAUUUCUCACAAGUGUACCAUGUAGCAUGUUUUGUGUAUAUAAAAGGGAGGGUUUUUUUAAUAUAUUCCCAGAUUAUCCUUGUAAUGACAUGAAUCUGCAAUAAAAGCCAUCAGUGCUAUGUAGAUGGA
Heterocephalus glaber (naked mole-rat) is the source of this 3536-nucleotide messenger RNA. It is a transcript of the gene Angptl2, whose product is annotated as angiopoietin like 2. NCBI's taxonomy places the organism in Eukaryota, Metazoa, Chordata, Mammalia, Rodentia, Bathyergidae. Gene Ontology annotation, biological process: blood coagulation. The record is from RefSeq and is a predicted model, not a curated record.